UCAGUUUUAUUAUUUUUUAAAUCAUUCGUUGUAAAAAUGGCAAAGAAGUGGGUUCUUUUUUUCGUUUUCCUGUGCAUUAUUGAAAUUUCUUUGUCCACCGAGUCUUACGAAAAAGCUAAAGCAGACGCAAAAUUGCAAGCGAAAGGUUUUAGUUGUUUUAAAAAAGAAUUCGGACCAAUGAAGGAUCGCCAAGUUAAUAAUAAUUAUAGUCCGAAAGUUUGUGGGCAAGUCACCUGUAAUAAAGGAGUCUUAACUUACGUAUCAUGUUCUGCAAAAAAACGUAAAUCAAAUAAACCGCAAGAUCCAAAAAAGGAAUUCCCAAAAUGUUGCAAUUAUUAA
Messenger RNA from Onthophagus taurus, 339 nucleotides. NCBI's taxonomy places the organism in Eukaryota, Metazoa, Arthropoda, Insecta, Coleoptera, Scarabaeidae. The record is from RefSeq and is a predicted model, not a curated record.